AAGUCCCAGAGUCUGGAUCCUGGUGGCUGCAUUGAUCAGAGAGGCAUUGAUUUGUUCUCGCUGACCAUAUGGCUGACAAGGGUAUGGAGGCCUCCGAGGAAGAGAGAUUGGACGAGAUGUUAGCUGCGUGCUCCCAGUUUGAGCAGUUUGUUUUUUUUACACUGCAGCGAAUGUUGCACAGAGCAAAAGAAAAGGAAGAAAAGCUUUUGAGGCAUGAAGAAUCACUGAGAAAUUAUCAAAAGGAAGCUGAGGAUUGGAGGAGUGAAAUAAAAGUAUUCAAAGAGCAGGUCCAUGAUGUAAAAUCUAGGAUAGAUGAAAUUCAGAGAAGGAUAAAGGACGAACUACAGAAUGAACAGCAAGCUGUCAAGGAGGCUAAUGAAACAAUUGCGCACCUGCAAAAAACAAAUGAGGAGCUUCAACGAGAGGUCAAAGAGGCAAAAGGACAUGCAGAAUUUUGGGAAAGGAAAUGUUCUGAACAGCGACCAUCUAUCAUUUCAGAAAAAGGCCACCCACAAGAAGGCGAAGAAGGUGAGGAAGAGGUAAUACCAUCAGCAACCAAGGCUGCAGAUGUCGAAGAAGACCUUCUCAAGAGGCCAAGCUUCACAUGCCCUUCCUCAGUAACAGCUACCCCUAGAGCUCCACCAGUUGAAAAGUCUUUUCUGGAAGAGAGCGUGUCUGUGCAGGAUUCUGCCACAGAAGAGGAGCUCUUCCCAGAAGUCUUUAGGAGAAAGUUGACAUCCACGCCUCUCAUGACAACAGAAGAGCCCAGUUCCCAAUCGGAGCCAAGCACCAGCAGAGAAGGCACUGAACCAUCUCCCACCAUACCAUCCAAGCGGCAAAGGAGGGGCUCCGUCCUGGUGCUUCGAAAGAGUUCCCAGUACAGCGCUCCAGCGGAUGAUGGAGGGGCCCGCCGCGUUCCUUCCUUGAACACUGAUGCCGGAACGUCAUAG
Molecule: messenger RNA, 950 nt
Organism: Eublepharis macularius
Lineage: Eukaryota; Metazoa; Chordata; Lepidosauria; Squamata; Eublepharidae
Exons: 3
Coding region: 69-950 (293 amino acids)
Source: RefSeq, a predicted model, not a curated record